Rubroshorea leprosula is the source of this 490-nucleotide messenger RNA. NCBI's taxonomy places the organism in Eukaryota, Viridiplantae, Streptophyta, Magnoliopsida, Malvales, Dipterocarpaceae. The record is from the annotation of a GenBank genome assembly.
AGAAUUUCAAUUUCAAGAUGAAUUUCAAUCAAAUCCCCCUAUCAAUAGCCGCGCGUUCUGCUCUUCUUCUUCUCCCCUGCACCGAACAAGAAGCCCAAGCCUCGACAGCACUCACCUACUUGAGAAAUGAAAAAAUUCUAGAUCUGCUCUGCGCCCUCCUCUACGUCCGUUGCUCUGCUGUGUGGGUGUGAUUUUCUCUGGUUUCUAUAGAUCCUGAAAUUUUCUCCCCCAAUUCCAGCCGGCUUCCCCUAACUUGCAGCUCCGGUUUGCUUGCUGAAUUUUCUGGUUCUUGAUUGUUCUGUCACCCUAGCACUUGGAGUGAGUUUUCUAUGUUAUGCGACUGAGAAAGUGAGACCCAAGGCACGGUUAACCAGGGGGAGUGACGAGCUAGACGACUAGUCAGUAUUUUGAACUUAGAUCCUUUUUGGGCUUAGGCCGUUAGCCAGACAUGCUUGUCAUAGAUAUGAAAUGAUAAAUCAUUUUUUUGUAU